Trichomonas vaginalis G3 is the source of this 897-nucleotide messenger RNA. RefSeq lists its product as uncharacterized. Bases 1 to 897 code for a protein of 298 amino acids. Lineage: Eukaryota; Parabasalia; Trichomonadida; Trichomonadidae. The record is from RefSeq and is a predicted model, not a curated record. The transcript has a single exon.
AUGUCAGAAUCCAUUAUUUUAUCACCACAGUUCAAAUCACAGUUUUCUGUGCAAUCAAAGCGUACUCCAAAGAAGUCACCAUCAUUUGCAAGACAAAAAGGAGAAAUUAACUUUGAUAAUUACAAUAUAAAUCCUCAACUUGAAAAGCAAGAUGCUGAAGACUCGCAAGAUGAACCUCCUGAAAACGAAAACCAACCAAACAUUGAAAAUAAAGAAGAAGUUUCUGAAGAUCACCAAGUUUAUGGUGUUUUCGUCAAUGAAGAGAAUGAUCAUAAAAGAAAUCGCCCUUUACGCGAACUGUCUGAUAGUGAUGGAUUGAUUAAUAGCGAUUAUUCCGAUGAAUAUGGUUUUAAUAGCAGUUUUUCUUUUGGAGAGGUUAAAACAGUUGACAACAAGCAAUCAGAUACAAAUGAAUUUGCAGAUGUCUCAGAAGUCAGUACAUUUUCUACUUUAGAUUCUCCAUUUACAAAUAGUGAUAAAUCUAACUUUUUCACACCACAUAAAUACAAUGAAACAAGUUAUAUAGGUAAAUUCAAUCCAAAUAAGAAGAACCAAAUAAAAGUAACACCAACAAGAAAAUUAAAUUCAACUUUCUUACAAUCGCCAAACAGACGAAACGAUUAUCAGAUAGAAGAUGCUCAAACACCAAUGUCACGUAGAAAUUUCCGCUAUAAUAAAUAUUUAAACGAAGAUGACGAUGAUUGGAUGGUAAUUCCUCAGAAAUACAAAGAAGAACAACCAGAUAUUAUAUACAAUGAUUUCCCUGAGAAAGAUCAAGUCGUUGGACCAAAAUACAUCGAGAAAAACAAUAAAGUUGUUUUCUUUGAUCCACCAAAGCACAAACAGCCAAAGCUUUCUCCAAAGAAGAAAUCUAAGUUUUCAACACCACGAAAAUAA